AAAUGUCAGUAGUGGUCUUAAAGCUCGGUUGGAUCUUAAGCUCACCUGCUAUUGUGAGAAACCAGAAAAGUCCAGCAGCUCUUCUUUCUCUUCCCUUCCAGCUGGUAGCAAGCAGAUCUUGACGCUCAAUCAGAAGGCAAUCAACAAACACAGAGGAAAAUCUGUGAUCGUAAUGGGGUUUCUCUUCCCCUACGGGAACAGAUCCAUCUCCAAGCUCUUCAACUUUCCCAUUUUGGUUCUGCUUUUGCUUUCCUGCUUCAUCUUUAGUUCUACAGAAGCCUAUGAUCCUCUUGAUCCCAAUGGAAAUAUCACGAUCAAAUGGGAUAUUAUAAGUUGGACUGCUGAUGGCUAUGUUGCUGUUGUUACAAUGUACAAUUUCCAACAAUAUCGUCACAUUCAAGCGCCUGGAUGGCAACUGGGAUGGGUAUGGGCAAAGAAGGAGGUAAUUUGGAGUGCAAUGGGAGGCCAGGCCACAGAACAAGGGGACUGUUCGAAGUUCAAAGCGAAUCUCCCACAUUGCUGUAAGAAGGAUCCAACAAUUGUAGAUUUAUUGCCAGGAACUCCUUACAACCAACAGAUUGCAAAUUGCUGCAAAGGAGGAGUAAUCAAUUCAUGGGCCCAGGAUCCUGCCAAUGCAUUGAGCUCGUUCCAGCUUAGUGUUGGUCAAGCAGGAACGACCAACAAGACCGUUAGAGUGCCAAAGAACUUCACACUUAAUGCACCAGGGCCUGGGUAUACAUGUGGUCCUGCAAAGAUUGUUAAACCUACUAGAUUUGUAUCAUCAGAUCAAAGGAGAGUCACUCAAGCAAUGAUGACUUGGAAUGUUACCUGCACAUAUUCUCAGUUCCUGUCUCAAAAGACUCCCACUUGCUGUGUCUCUCUUUCUUCCUUCUAUAACGAAACAAUAGUGCCCUGCCCCACAUGCACCUGUGGCUGCAUGAACAAUAUAACUCAACCAGGGAGUUGUGUAGAGGGAAAUUCGCCAUAUUUAGCUUCAGCUAUUGCAGCUCUAGGAAAAAAUAGCUAUACUCCUCUGGUCCAAUGCACUAACCAUAUGUGCCCGAUUCGGGUUCACUGGCAUGUUAAGCUUAAUUACAAGCAGUAUUGGCGAGUGAAGGUAACAAUUACGAAUUUCAAUUACAGGAUGAACUACACACAGUGGAACUUAGUCGUACAACACCCAAAUUUCGACAAUCUCACUGAGAUUUUCAGCUUUAAGUAUAAAUCACUGACUCCUUAUGGUGAUGGCAUAAAUGACACUGCCAUGCUAUGGGGGAUUAAAUUCUACAAUGAUUUGCUUAUGCAAGCUGGCCCUUUAGGGAAUGUACAGUCAGAGAUACUUUUGCAGAAGGACUCAUCAACUUUCACUUUUGAUAAGGGAUGGGCUUUCCCUCGGCGUAUUUAUUUCAAUGGUGAUAACUGUGUCAUGCCACCACCAGAUGCCUAUCCAUUGCUACCAAAUGCCAGCAGCCGUCCAAUUAUCUCCUUGCUUUGUUCUAUCACUGCUUUGCUGGCAUCUUUGGUGUUCUUAUUUUCGUAUGCCUAGUGAACGAUACCAGGAUCAUACUGCAGAAUAUGGUUUCGUCCGAAUUACAAACUGGAGCUGAUCAUCUGAAGCCUGUUGCAUUAAAUGAGGAAUUCUGGGAGCUUUAGAUGACAAAGCGGGUUCAGGUGAAAUGCAAUUGUGAGAACAAAAUUUCAUUCUGUAUUUUGUAUUGGCCAGUUGAUUUCGCUGUCAUUUUUGUGUACUUUCGCCAUUGUAUUGUAUUUUUUUAUAUACAGUUAAUCAUAUUGUUUGUAAGCAAUCCACGUCAAAUUGUUCUUCCCAUUGUAAUGGGAACCAUUCACAGGGACAACAUUG
This is a messenger RNA of Telopea speciosissima, 1861 nucleotides long. RefSeq names its product COBRA-like protein 1. NCBI's taxonomy places the organism in Eukaryota, Viridiplantae, Streptophyta, Magnoliopsida, Proteales, Proteaceae. Bases 173 to 1546 code for a protein of 457 amino acids. The transcript is spliced from 6 exons. Gene Ontology annotation, biological process: cellulose microfibril organization; plant-type cell wall cellulose biosynthetic process. Gene Ontology annotation, cellular component: plasma membrane. The record is from RefSeq and is a predicted model, not a curated record.